This is a messenger RNA of Theobroma umbraticum, 1098 nucleotides long. RefSeq names its product adenine phosphoribosyl transferase 2 (gene APT2). Gene Ontology annotation, biological process: adenine salvage. Gene Ontology annotation, cellular component: cytoplasm; cytosol. Lineage: Eukaryota; Viridiplantae; Streptophyta; Magnoliopsida; Malvales; Malvaceae. The record is from RefSeq and is a predicted model, not a curated record. Gene Ontology annotation, molecular function: adenine phosphoribosyltransferase activity.
CUUUUGCCAACAAAGAUACACAUUAUUAAUAACCCUUUCUCUCUCUCUCUUUCUUCUGCUGUCAUAAGCCAGCUGAAGUUAAAAAGAGCACUGGGUUUAUCUUUGGGAGGGAAAAAACAAAAGAGCUCUUGCUAACCCACUUGGCACACUUAAACAGAAGCUUCUUACAGAGGAACAGAAAUGGAGAAAAUGUUUGCAGGAGAUCAGAAUGGUUUACAAGGAGACCCAAGGUUGAAGGCCAUUUCUGAAGCCAUUAGAGUUGUUCCUCACUUCCCAAAACCAGGGAUUAUGUUCCAGGACAUAACAACACUGUUACUUGAUCACAAGUGUUUCAAAGAUACCGUGGAUAUCUUUGUUGAUCGUUAUAGAGAUAUGGCUAUCUCUGUUGUUGCUGGUGUUGAGGCUAGAGGAUUUAUGUUUGGCCCCUCAGUUGCAUUGGCUAUUGGUGCCAAGUUUGUUCCUUUACGUAAACCUAGAAAGUUGCCAGGAGAAGUGAUCUCCGAAGCAUAUGUGCUCGAAUAUGGCACUGACUGUCUGGAAAUGCACGUUGGAGCUGUUCAACCUGGGGAACGUGCCUUGGUUAUUGAUGAUUUGGUCGCUACAGGUGGGACUCUUUCUGCUGCAAUACGCCUAUUAGAACGUGUUGGGGCUGAAGUGGUUGAAUGUGCAUGUGUUGUUGGGCUGCGUGAGGUUAAGGGACAGCAUAGACUAAAUGGAAAGCCCUUGUAUAUUCUUGUGGAGCCACGCCAGCAGACAAAUUGUUCUGCACCUUCUGUUAAUGGAGUUGAAACAUGCAGGCAUGACGACGUCUACCUCUCUGCUACUUGAACAUAUGGGGUUUCUCAUUCUCAAAGCAAAAGUAUGGUUCCCCAUUCAAAUCCCAUUCCAAAAAUGUGAUUAGUUUUCUAUGCUUUUUCUUUUUUUCUUAACCACCCUUUGUUGUAAUCCUCUUUACCAGGAAACAUGUUCAGGUGUAUUUGUUGUUUAGGGUCUUUUAGUUUUUUUACAUUCUUCAUAGCUUUGAAUGAAUUGCUGUGGCAUGUCAGUACCUGAUUGUUGUUUAUUCAAUUUACCACAUCAAUAUGUCAGCUGUUUCCA